This is a messenger RNA of Nylanderia fulva, 634 nucleotides long. It is a transcript of the gene Ufc1, whose product is annotated as Ubiquitin-fold modifier conjugating enzyme 1. The record is from RefSeq and is a predicted model, not a curated record. Gene Ontology annotation, molecular function: UFM1 conjugating enzyme activity. Gene Ontology annotation, cellular component: cytoplasm. Lineage: Eukaryota; Metazoa; Arthropoda; Insecta; Hymenoptera; Formicidae. Gene Ontology annotation, biological process: protein K69-linked ufmylation.
AUCAAUUCGGAGUUUGCCUGGGUGUACUGCCGACCCUUAAUGUAAAUUAAUUUGUCGAGAUGGUGGAUGAAUCAACGAAGAAAACUUUAAGUAACAUUCCAUUAUUGCAAACAAGAGCCAGUCCCAGAGAUAAAGAUUUAUGGGUGCAAAGACUGAAGGAAGAAUAUCAAGCUCUAAUUAAGUAUGUCAAAAAUAAUAAAGAAGCAGACAAUGAUUGGUUUCGACUGGAAUCAAAUAAAGAAGGUACCAAGUGGUUUGGCAAAUGCUGGUAUAUUCAGAAUUUCCUGAAAUAUGAAUUUGAAAUAGAAUUUGAUAUUCCUGUCACAUAUCCCACAACAGCGCCUGAAAUUGCUUUACCAGAAUUAGAUGGCAAAACAGCAAAAAUGUACAGAGGAGGUAAGAUUUGCCUCACUGAACAUUUCAAGCCAUUGUGGGCUCGCAAUGUACCCAAAUUUGGCAUUGCUCAUGCAAUGGCUCUUGGUUUAGGACCAUGGUUGGCAGUUGAGAUUCCAGAACUUAUAGAAAGAGGUGUUGUAGUUCAUAAGGAAAGUGAAAAGAAAUCGUGAAUAUUAUACAUAAAUAGUGGCAGAAUAAAUGCAAAUAUUGGUAAAUAAUAAAUUUUUUAUGCCUAUUA